AUGAAUCAGGAGCUUGAGAGCUUCAAAGCAUUGACUCCAGUUGGCCCCAAGCCAGGUGUGCAAAGGCCAAUGCUUUUGCGCGGCAAGGCCGCAAAGCGCAUCAAAGCGGAGAAGUCGGCUGUCUUGUGCAAGUCUGAGAUUGAUGCAAACCUCUUGGCCUUUCAGUUGAUGAAGAAUGCCAUGGCAGAAGAAGCCAAAUCAGCAGGAGAAGACUACUUGCUUUAUGAGUCUGGUGAUGAUAGCCUUGAUGAAAUGGAUGAUGAAGUGCUGAGCUUGGGUGGUCAGAGUGAAUCUGAGGAGGAGGAGGGAGACUUAGUUCACUUGGCAUACAACUUUGCAAAAGGUGCCGUCGGGCAAGGAGUGGACAUCGACUUUGCCAAAGCAAUCCACGAUGCAUCAGAAGAGAUUGCUACCUGCAAGGACUUUGUUGACAUCUCAGAGCUGAGUGAGGCUGAGGAUGUAGAGGAUUUGCGCAUGAAUGAAGCCGCUGCCUCGGGACGUGAGGGAGCAGCAGGAGGCGAAGAGCUUGAAUUGGAAGACGCGGCUGAUGGUGUUGUAUGA
Messenger RNA from Cladocopium goreaui, 561 nucleotides. The record is from the annotation of a GenBank genome assembly. NCBI's taxonomy places the organism in Eukaryota, Dinophyceae, Suessiales, Symbiodiniaceae.